This is a messenger RNA of Spirometra erinaceieuropaei, 3364 nucleotides long. The record is from the annotation of a GenBank genome assembly. Lineage: Eukaryota; Metazoa; Platyhelminthes; Cestoda; Diphyllobothriidea; Diphyllobothriidae.
AUGCUGGCGAAGGAGAAUUUGUUUGCAUCACUGGUGUGCACUCUCCUUUUUGUAGUGCUGUAAGCAUUUUCUUUAGGGACUGUAGAUAGGAAUGAAUUCUGAUGAGGAUAUUUUGAAUUGACUGCUUGAAAACCCUUAUAACUAUACGAUUGUGUUUGUUAAAGAAAACAUUUUGAAAAAAAAUUAUUUGUCUACAUGAAGCAAAAUAUCAUACUUACGAGUGAUCUCACAGGCUAUCCUAUAUACACAUGAUAAGUUAGUAAAGGCUCUCGAACGGUUUUAGUUGACAUUACAGACCUGGCCCCAACUUAUGAUCUGUAAGAACAAAUUUAUUACUUUUUAGCAGAGUGAACGCUAACAGCAUAUGUGAGUGGGAAGAAAAUGCGUUCCGUCUAUCGGGUACAUAUCCGAGUAUUCGACUUGCCGUUCCUGAGAAUGUUGAGGUAAGUGCAAAUUGUCUUCGACUUAUUUACUUGUUUCCAUGCCAAAUGUAGGACGUGAAAGCAGGUUACUUCCUUCAUGAAUUCAGUAAUUAUUCCGGAUGCCUAUAAAAUGCGUUACCAGUGUAUGCAUCCGCGUAAUGACAUUCGAUCGUGGUGUCUCUUUUUAACUGGUCCGCACAUUUCUCUAGACGUAAAUGGGUUCUACCUUAGCUAACUGCGACAGCCGCUCUCUGCCAUUUAUGUAUUUUGUACAAUUCAUCGUUGUCUGUUCUAAUGGACUAUGAAGAAUUGUGUUUUUAGAUAUAGGCCUGCUCAUCUAAAACCCAGUGCUGACUGAGUAAUUGGAAAAUUAUAUUUUUCGUUGCAUUAAUAUUGCUUAUGUAAAGAGAACAUGCUAAACUAAGCUUGUUAUUUGUCAUAUCAUAUUUUUGAUCAUCCUAGGAAGUGGAGGUUAAUGAUGUGCCAAUGACAUUGGAGAAUGGGAAAUGUGAAAAGAAAAGAUUCUCCGAUGUGGAUUCCUGUAAAGUGGAAAAAUGUAUGCCGAAAUUACAGUUUUCCUAAAAAAAGAUAUUUUUUGAAUCCAGCCGGAGUUUAAACAAAAACCAAUAAAAUCUGUCAUGUUUUGAAAGAAAAUGUAUACAGCAAGUUGCUGAUUUAAGGGAAAGUGUUGAAUUAUAUCAGCUUGUUUAUGCAUAUUAUCCCAGUUACUAUCAAUUACGUUCAAAGUGUAAUGUUUCUUACCUUCAGAUGACGGGUACUCUAGCCUAGAAAUCAAGUUCAAACAAAACAAAAAACCAAAGUACGUUUACGCGCGCAUCGGAUAUCAGUAUGUUACUGCUCAAAGCGUCCCCUCAAAAACAAUCAAACCGGAUGAGUGUAAGUUACUUUCCGUCAACUUGGGAAAACUAUUUACCUUGCAGGCCGUUAAUAUAGCGUUGCGUUUUUAACAUUUAGACGGAUUUGUUUACUCUGAGGAUCAACAGUUUCACUUUUGCCCAGCGGCCAAGAAAGCUGACUCAGUUGAACUUACGUGGAACAUAGAAGGAUACUCCGAUUCUGGACGUGAUGUAAGUUACAAAUCUCCGUUUGCCCUUUUCUAAGCCUAGCGAAUAUAAAGCACAGUCUUCACCAGGCGGCCUAAAUUAAAGAACUGCAAUAAGUCACUAAAUGAACCUGUGAAACCAUUGUCUGUGCAUUUGAUGUUAUUGAGUUCUUAGUGUAAAUUUGACAUCCUCUCAGUUGAUCAAAGACAGUUUACGACAUAGUUUGGGUUUCUACAUACUUUUUUGGAUUCAACUUCAUUUUGUCAAACAUUCAUCGCCGAAGGAUGUUCUGUCGGAAGGGGUGGCGCAGUUACUAGCGCGUGAGAUCUGGUGCACAUUAUACAAACAGAAAUACAGCAAGUGAAAGUCCUCCAAGACGCUAGUAAACGAAUCCUCGCGGAACCAGCCAUUGGGUUUUGUUUGGCCCUAAUGAUAUGAUGGCGAUAUCCGACAAAAAUUAAAACCCUGAGGUGGCUGGAAGUCAAGUCACAAACAUGCUGGGUUGCCACUUUAUUUCAUUUGUGUAUUUGUCUGAUUCGCUUACAAAUAUCUGCCGUAGAAUUUACUCUAAACCCACAAUUUAUUAUUAAUAUUUUAUGAUGUAUGCAAAUUGCCUACUAGAAAUGCCAACAAUUCACCAGAUUAUCUUAUCCACCUAGUUUCGAUUUCAUGUAGUUUACCGUUCUAGUUGUUGCUAUAAUGCACUGUUUGUCUUAUGGGUGCAUAUAUGAUUGUGCUUGCAUGACUUUUAAGUUUGCAGGACAUUAUAGCUGCAACGGCCCGGAUGACUUUUACUGCAUAGACAUUACUACAAGGAACUCGACAUUGGAAGCGCAGUUGGAGGCGGAAAAGCUAAACUCUUCCGCAAUAGAUCUUAUGUCAAAGGAAAGUAUCGCAGCAAUGAUAUACUCGGCUAAAUGCAGUAAGUGUUUGCGUCAAGAGUUGAAAUAAGAUCAUUUUCAGCCUAACAUUUGUCAGAAAGUAGAUUGACGUUGAAAUGCUAGUUGAUAAUAAAAACAUUCGCUGACUCACGUCUUUCAUCUGUAUUCAUGAUUUUAAAAAAGGAAACUCGAUUAACUUAAGGAACUUAAGGAUUAACUUAAGGAACCUAAGUAAACUCGAUUCAGAGUUAUUCGUAUCCUGAGUGAAAUUAUUGCAUAAAAUUUAGAUGUAGUAAUUCCGCAAAAAAUGUCUUGAAGUUGUCCUAAGUACUUUAAAAAUAUUGAAAGGGGAAGUAUAUGAGCAGUUGUCUCAAAUGCAUGCUACCAGAAUAUUUCUAAUUUUGUUUUUUUACAGUGUCUGGGGCAUCAGUAGUAACCAUUUUCUCAUUUUUCACUUGCAUUGGUUGCCACUCCCCCAAAACCUUUAGCUGUUGCUAUGGAUAAAUUGACGUUUACAUGGGCACCUCGUCUAAUUUUAGAGGUCGAAAUGACGCCAAAGGGUUUCAAACACACGCUCAAAGUUACUCGACCGGAAACGGGAAAUGUAUCAUACUACUACUGUUAUGUCAGCCCGUCGAGUAUGCCUUACUUAUCAUACACGGUUGACUGGACGGGUAUGUGCAAAUGGUUUUCUAAAAUGAAUAGCCUUGUUUUCUGACACUUCAGCCGUCUACACGCAUUAUGUUUUCGCUCCUAUUGCCUUAAUAAGUAUGCCCUUGAUUUUUACUAACCUUGAGUUGACUUUCUUCGAAAAUACUUAUCAUUGUUGCUAAAUAUAUGUAAAGCGAUUUCAAACUAAAACGGAAAAGAAAAUAUCUUGAUACGAUUUUGUGUGUUUAUGACAACUCCCUUUAAAAUUGUCUAUAGGGCAAUUUGUUCAAAUUUAAAGCUUCUUUUCAAACUAAUAUUUUCGUGUACAGGUGCCGGAGAAAAAUAA